CCUAGCAAUCCAUAUUAAGUAUGGCAUUCCUGACUGAACUUGCCUUGUUUCCCGCCAAAGUGUGAAACAAAACAAUUGUCCGUCCUCAAGUUCUUACCUAUUCAGAGGAUUUCCCCCAACCCAACCAUAAUAACGCCCUUACCCGAACAUGGAAGGUUUUGAUAAUCCUGGUGUGUUCUUCUCGGACAACUUUUCGGAAUCGGACUCCACGGCCACCAACCCGCAGACGAGUUUGGCUCUCAAGAAGCGAUUCAAAGAGUUCCUUCGUCAGUUCUACGUGGGCGAUUUCCAUUACAAAUACCGCGAUGUCCUCAAGAGCAACUACAACCUGCAGAACUAUUGGCUCGAGAUCAACAUCGAGGACUUGUCCAGUUUUGACGAGACUUUGGCCGAUCAACUCUACAAGAACCCCGGGGAUCUCUUGCCUCUGUUUGAAGAGGCCGUCACGGAAGUGGCCGAUGAGGUCACGGCCCCUCGUCCCGAGGGCGAAGAGCAGGUUCAGGCCAUGCAAGUCACGCUCAGAAGCGAGGCUCAUCCCGCCUCGAUUCGCGAAUUGAAUGCCGAGGUCGUGUCGCGAUUGGUCAAAAUCCCCGGGAUCGUGAUCGCGGCCUCUGGUGUGAGGGCCAAGGCUACCCGUAUAUCCUUGCAAUGUCGGUCCUGUCGGACGGUGGUGCCAGAUAUUGAUAUCAAGCCCGGAUUAGAAGGCUAUGCCAUGCCGCGGAAAUGUAACACCGAGCAAGCCGGUCGACCCAAAUGCCCGCUGGAUCCGUUCUUCAUCAUGCCGGAUAAGUGUCAAUGCGUGGACUUCCAGAUCCUGAAGCUGCAAGAAGCGCCGGAUUCCGUGCCGCAUGGAGAGAUGCCGCGACACAUGUCGUUGUUCUUGGAUCGUUCCUUGGUUGAUCGCGUGGUGCCGGGCAAUCGAGUCACGGUUUUAGGCAUCUAUUCGAUUAAGAAGGGGGCCAAGACCUCCAAUAAACGCUCGGACAAAAGUGCGGUGGGUGUGCGUGCGCCCUAUUUGCGAGUGGUCGGAAUCGAGGUGGACACCGAAGGCUCCGGUCGAACGUCUCGCGACUUGCGCUUCACUCAUGAAGAAGAGGAAGAGUUCCGCCGUCUGGCCGCCAAGCAUAAUGUACUUGAUAUUUUCGCCGAAUCCAUCGCCCCGUCCAUUUUUGGCUCCAAGGACAUUAAGAAAGCCAUUGCUUGCUUACUUUUCGGUGGAUCGAGGAAAGUGUUGCCCGAUGGACUGACCCGGCGUGGAGAUAUCAAUGUGCUCAUGUUGGGCGAUCCCGGUACGGCCAAAUCCCAAUUAUUGAAGUUCGUUGAGCGUGUGGCUCCCAUUGCCGUUUACACGUCUGGAAAAGGCUCGUCCGCGGCGGGAUUGACGGCUUCCGUGAUGCGGGACCCCACUUCAAGGAACUUCGUGGUGGAAGGGGGUGCCAUGGUACUCGCUGAUGGUGGUGUGGUGUGUAUCGACGAAUUCGACAAGAUGAGAGAGGACGACCGAGUGGCCAUUCACGAGGCCAUGGAACAACAAACCAUCUCGAUCGCCAAAGCCGGGAUCACCACCACUUUGAACUCGAGAUGCUCAGUGUUGGCUGCCGCUAAUUCCAUCUUUGGACGGUGGGAUGACUCGAAAGCGGAGGAAAACAUCGACUUCAUGCCUACCAUCUUGUCCCGCUUUGAUUGCAUCUUCAUCGUGAAGGAUGAGCACGACGAGGCUCGUGACAUGAUUCUAGCCAAGCACGUGAUGAAUGUUCACGUUCAAGCCCUCACCAACCGUGAUGAAACCACCAAUGGGGAGCUUUCACUCUCAUUCAUGAAGAAGUUUGUGGCUUACGCCCGCGAGAAAUGUGGCCCGCGUUUGAGUUUGGAAGCCGGUGAGAAGCUCAAAGCCAAGUACGUUCAAAUGAGAAACAGUACCAAGGAGCUUGAGGACGAGACCCAAAAGCGAUUAGCCAUUCCCAUCACCGUCCGCCAACUGGAAGCUGUCAUUCGUUUAUCCGAAUCCUUGGCCAAGAUGGAGCUUCAACCGUUCGCCACGGAGCGACACGUGGACGAGGCUCUUCGAAUUUUCCAAGUGUCCACAAUGGAUGCGGCUAUGUCUGGUAAUUUGUCCGGGGCUGAAGGCUUCACCACUCAGGAGGAUCAAGAGCUCAUCAGUCGGAUCGAAAAACAACUCAAGAAGCGAUUUGCCAUUGGUUCGCAAGUCUCCGAACACUCCAUCCUACAGGAUUUCGCCAAACAGAAGUACCCUGAAAAGGCCGUACAGAAAGUAAUUCAGUUCAUGAUUCGAAGGGGCGAGCUUCAACACCGAAUGCAGAGGAAGCUUCUCUACCGUAUCAAGUAAAAAGGUUUCGCCCCGGCUCACUGAUUGCACAAUAUUUUAUGGUUGACUUCAGACUUGUCCAUGCUUUUCGUAAAUAAACUCAGACGUGUGAAAUGUUCAUAGUUUGUUCCUGGAA
This is a messenger RNA of Tigriopus californicus, 2462 nucleotides long. It is a transcript of the gene Mcm5, whose product is annotated as DNA replication licensing factor mcm5-A-like. Gene Ontology annotation, cellular component: MCM complex; nucleus. The coding region runs from base 149 to 2347 and encodes 732 amino acids. The record is from RefSeq and is a predicted model, not a curated record. Lineage: Eukaryota; Metazoa; Arthropoda; Copepoda; Harpacticoida; Harpacticidae. The transcript is spliced from 2 exons. Gene Ontology annotation, biological process: double-strand break repair via break-induced replication; DNA replication; DNA replication initiation. Gene Ontology annotation, molecular function: single-stranded DNA binding; DNA replication origin binding; single-stranded DNA helicase activity.